AUGUCUGAAAUUGAAAUUCCUGCAUGGGAUGAUCAUGUGAAAUAUGAUUCUAUUGAAAAUACUUCAAAUUCGAGAAGAGUGGACAUGAUGAAAAGAGAGAAUCUCGUCGAUCUUUGUGAAUGGGUUGUGUGCGAAAAGAUUCACGGAUUAAACUUUUCAUUCAUCACGGAUGGCACAACAGUGCAAUGCGCAAGAAGGAUGGCAAUCCUCGACGAAAAUGAGUCAUUUUUCGGCUAUCAGAUAAUCAAAGCAAAAUACCAUGAUAAUAUAAUUAAAUUAUGGGAAGUGAUGAAUUCAAAAAAUCUCAUACGUGGUGUAAAGAUUAUUGUAUACGGUGAACUAUUUGGAGGACUUUAUCGACAUCCAGAAGUUAAACCAGUGAAAGGAGUCUCGGUAAUUCAACAUGGAAUCGAAUAUUGCCCUAAUCAUGAGUUCAUGGCUUUUGAUGUUUUUGACGGUGCAAAUUUAGUGGGAUUUAAUACCAUGACUGAAGUCUUAGAAGACGCAGGUAUACCGUUCCUGAAGCCAUUGGCAAGAGGCUCUUUUGAACAAGUCUAUAACUAUGAUCCUAAUUUUGUCACUACUAUUCCUGGUCUCUUGGGUCUUCCACCUUUACCAAAAGAUAACGGAGCUGAAGGAGUCAUUAUUAGACCAGUUCUUCAUCUUUGUACCUCUAACGGGACUCGAGUCAUAUUCAAAAUAAAAACCGCAAAUUUCGUGGAAAAAACAAAAUCAGGGAAAAAAAAUUACCUAUUAGAACAAAGAGAGGUGCAAAAGAAGCCAAUAAAGUUGAUGAAUAUAAUUAAUGCUGAAUUGGUGUUAUAUAUAAAUAAAAAUCGAUUGAUUUCCGUUAUUUCCAAAGAAGGUCCUUUGAAAAAGGCAAAAAUUGCUGAAACUGCCUUGUUGCUAUACGAAGAUGCCCUCGAAGACUUUCAGAAAGAAGAUGAUUGGUCCGAGAAAUAUAAUGAACUAAAGCCUGAACAAAAAGAUAUUCUAAAGGCAAGAGGAAUAGCAGCUUCUACUAAAGUGAUCAAGGGAUAUUUGAACGAAUUGAAAGAAUUUGAUAAAUCCAACACAUUAGAAGACGAUGACGAACUAAGCUCCGAUUUUCAUCUUUUAAUUGAAUAA
Ambispora gerdemannii is the source of this 1128-nucleotide messenger RNA. The record is from the annotation of a GenBank genome assembly. NCBI's taxonomy places the organism in Eukaryota, Fungi, Glomeromycota, Glomeromycetes, Archaeosporales, Ambisporaceae.